Oncorhynchus tshawytscha (Chinook salmon) is the source of this 3273-nucleotide messenger RNA. RefSeq names its product asparagine synthetase (gene asns). Gene Ontology annotation, cellular component: cytosol. NCBI's taxonomy places the organism in Eukaryota, Metazoa, Chordata, Actinopteri, Salmoniformes, Salmonidae. The transcript has 12 exons. The record is from RefSeq and is a predicted model, not a curated record. Gene Ontology annotation, molecular function: asparagine synthase (glutamine-hydrolyzing) activity. Bases 131 to 1819 code for a protein of 562 amino acids.
CACGCCCCUCCCAGUUCAGUUAAGGACAUAGUCAUCACUACGGUGUACUGAAGUUCUGUCGUUGCAUCAUUUCAGGCGCUGAGGAGAAUACUAUUAAUUCACCCCUUUGUGUCAACGACAAAGCCCCAGGAUGUGUGGUAUAUGGGCCUUGUUUGGCAGUGAUGAGUGCCUGUCGGUUCAGUGCACCAGCGCUAUGAAGAUUGCCCACCGGGGCCCUGACGCCUUUCGCUUUGAGAACAUCAACGGCUUCACUAACUGUUGUUUCGGCUUCCAUCGCCUGGCUAUUGUAGACCAGCUGUAUGGCAUGCAGCCCAUCCGCAUCAAGAAGUUCCCCUACCUCUGGCUUGUCUACAACGGAGAAAUCUACAACCACCAUACGCUGAAGGAGCAGUUUGAGUUUACUGACUACCAGACCAAAGUAGAUGGUGAGAUCCUGCUUCACCUGUAUGAGCGCUUCGGCAUUCAGAAGAUGGCGUCCCUAUUGGAUGGAGUGUUCGCCUUCGUCCUCCUGGACACAGCCAAUAGGAAGGUUUUCCUGGGGAGGGAUACGUAUGGCGUGCGGCCUUUGUUCAAACUACUGACUGACGACGGCUUCCUGGCUGUGUGCUCUGAGGCAAAAGGUCUGACAGAUAUCACCCACUCAAUGUCCUCACCUCCUAAGAUCACUCCAUUCCUCCCAGGACACUUUGAGGUGUUUGACCUGAAGCCCACAGGGAAGGUAGGGUCUAUUCAGAUGGACCGCUUCCACUGCUGCACCCAGGAGCCCAACCACGCUGCCUAUGACACAGUAGAGAGGCUCCCCUCAGGUUUUGUCCCAGAGACAGUGAAGAGCAACAUCCGGUCUUUGUUUGAGAACGCUGUCCGGAAACGCCUCAUGGCCCACAGGAGGAUCGGCUGUCUUCUCUCAGGUGGUUUGGACUCUAGUCUGGUGGCAGCUACGCUGGUUAAACUGGCCAAAGAGGAGAAGUUGAAGUACCCUAUCCAGACCUUCGCUAUCGGGGCUGAAGACAGCCCAGACAUUCUGGCUGCUCGCAAGGUGGCGUCCUACAUCGGCAGUGAGCACCACGAGGUGAACUUCACCCCUGAGGAGGGUCUCAAAGUCGUGGAGGAGGUCAUCUUUCACCUGGAGACCUAUGACAUCACCACCAUACGCGCCUCUGUCGGCAUGUACCUAGUGUCAAAGUAUAUCCGUGAGAAGACUGACAGCGUGGUGAUCUUCUCUGGGGAAGGCUCUGACGAGCUGACACAAGGAUACAUCUACUUCCACAAGGCUCCCACUCCCAAGGCAGCAGCAGAGGACAGUGUUCGUCUGUUGAAGGAGCUGUACCUGUUUGACGUGCUCAGAGCAGACCGCACCACCUCUGCACACGGUCUAGAGCUGAGAGUGCCUUUCCUGGACCACAGGUUCACAGCGUACUACCUCUCCCUGCCUGAGGAGAUGAGGCAACCUAAGGAUGGAGUGGAGAAGCACCUCCUCAGAGACUCAUUUAAAGGUCUGAACCUGAUCCCAGACGAGAUCCUAUGGCGGCGUAAAGAGGCCUUCAGUGACGGAAUGAUGUCUGUCAAGAAGUCCUGGUACAACAGCCUGCAGGACCAGAUGGAGUCUGAGGUGAACGACUUCCAGCUGGAGAAGUCUCCUAAGACGUUCCCGUUCCUCCCUCCCAGAACCAAAGAGGCGUACUUCUACCGCCAGGUGUUUGAGAAGCUUUACCCGGGCCAGGCUGAGUGGCUCAGCCACUACUGGAUGCCCCGCUGGAUCAAUGCUACAGACCCCUCAGCCAGAACCCUCUCCAUCUACAAGCCUGACAAGGACCAGUGAUACAGAAACAACAGUGGCUCUUUUCCAGUGUCCUCACUAGCGUAGCACUUAGAGUGAAGCAGUCUAUUGAGCAUGCAUGCAUUCUAAGUGGUAUGAUAGUAUGGAUAUUGGAACGUAGACUGUGUCAGCUGUCAAUCACUUGUGCCAUUAUUACUACACCUCAUCUUCACACCAUUACUACACCUCCCCUUCACCACAUACCUAUCUGGAAACAGUCUGAUGCUAAAGUUGUGAUUUUUAUGGAAUUCUGGGUAACGAUUAGGCUUACUUUUCAUGCAAAUGAUCACGGUUAUUGUAAUUUUGGUUUAAAAAUGGUUUGACCUUGUAACGCUUCAUAAUGCAUCUUUAGAUAAGACAUAUCUAAUUAGCUACGAUAAACCUAAUGAAUAGAACACAGCAUUGGUGACAUUCCUGUUUCAAAAAUGAAUGGAUUUGACCUCUUGGAACUUUUGGAAAUGAAACUUCUCCCAACCGUGCCGUUCCGCUCAUAAAAUGAUUAUCAACUUUACCCAUUUCAUGUAAAACUGCUAUUGGGUAAAUUUAUUUCUACUUGAAUAUAAAGUUGAAUCCCCCAUUCUCCUGAAACUUGAAUCUAAAGUUGAAUCCCCCUUUUCCUAAAAUUAAUUUAUUAAGACUAUUUUUUUAGUUCACGUUAUUGACCAUAAUUGUCGGUUACGCAGCUCGAUGGAGGAAUCAUCAAGCUCUAGUACUUAACCAGUGUUAAUUACAGUUACAGGGUCAGUACUGAUUUGGGAAACUGCUGUUUCACUAGGAAUAGUUGAUAAUGUUGGAAGACUGGAAUGAUGCUGUAGGCCAUCUAUCUGGAAUUUAGUAGCACUACUGUAAUGCUUUCAUCGAUUAUAGUACCAUAUGGUGAUUACAUAGUAUAUAUUAUUAUAUCUAAAUUACAAACAUAUUUUAACAGCUUCAGACAUUGGCUAAACCUUAACAUGAUAGUUAACUGUUCCUAAUGAGUGCAUUUUUCUGUCAUUUACAUUAAGUUAGAUGUGUAUAACCGGUACUGCAAUUGUCCUUUUGCCUCUUACCCAGACAGGGAGUAGGCUGUAAUAGGUUCAAUUCCGUGCAAGAAGAUGUCUUGAUUAUGUCACAGGAGACAAUAGACAGGAUAACUUUUAGGUAUAGAUCAGUUGCGGUCAGUGCCGUUCUAUUUCAGCAUGUUGGAUGACUGUCAUUCAUAUUCCAUUCAGCCAGUUCAAUGUAACAGCGAUAGGUUCAGACUACUACGUGCUUCUCAUAUUUUCCCUAUUACCAUCAUGAGGUUGCUACAACCUAGCCUAUGAAUGAACUUUUAUAACGUAGCUGCACACAGGUCCAGAGACAUAUUUGAGGUGACAGAUGGUGACAUUCAAUACCGCCUUGCACACUCUGUCCUGCAUCUAGCUGAUAUAGGACGUAAUCAUUGGUCCAACAGUUGAAACAGCGCCCCCCUAGAC